UCGUUUUCCAAUGCUGGGGAGCCGGGAAACGGGAACCGCGGGCUACGGGGAGGCGGUGGUCGGGCCGUCGGGGCCGCUGAGCCAGGAAGACCGCCGGAUGGAGGCGCCUUCCGGCCGGGCAGGGUGUCGUCUUACCGGCCUGGUCAGCUGGAGGCAGAGACCUUGCAGGACUUCAGCCCUGUUUGCUGCAGCCAACACGGUGAUCUGGUUUGUGGCCUUCAGCUCUUUCCGGGCCUACAGCCUCCUGGCCGUCCUGCUGGCUCUGCUGGUCGUCAUGGUAACCGCCAGAGACAUCGCCUGGUCCAGAUCCACAGGAGCUCACUUAUGGCGCAGCAUGACAGCAAGCUGGGAGAUCAUUGACUCAGGCCAGGACAGCCAGUCUGGGACCGGACCUCAGCUUAGCGACUCUCUCAAACUCUUCCUCCAAGAGACGUCGGCUUUCAAACAGCAGAACCCUGGCAAGUUCUGCCUGCUGGUUUGCAGUUUGUGCACCUUCUUUGCUGUUUUAGGACGCUACAUUCCAGGGAUUUUUAUCUCAUAUAUUCUAGUGCUGGGUGUUUUCCUGUGGCCUCUGAUUUCAUCUCAAGAGGUUGGUUUGUGGCUGGAGCCAGUUCUGCAGAAGCUGGACUUUGGCAUCGUGGAGUUCCUUCAGAAAAUCAAAGAGAACCAUGAGAAAAGAAUGAUGCAGGCUCAAACUGAGAAAGAGGGCAUCGAGUCAGACCUCUCUUCCAUGUUUCCCAAGCUCGACUCCACAGUGUGUAAGGAAAUGUCUGUAUCGGACACAGAGGUGUCUGAUGUGACGUGGACGGACAACGGCACUUUCAACCUGUCAGAGGGACACACACCACAGACGGAGAACUCAGAGGACCUCGACAGAGAAGAAGCGUUUACAGGAGGCCUUCCAGAAUUCCCCUCACUUGAUAACGGCGCAACGACCAAUGGCGACGACGACGACGACCUCAGCCUCGGUCUUCCCUGCCCUCCGCCUCAGCUGCCGAUCAAAUCCAAGCAUACCUCCUCUCACAAAGACCAACCCACUGAUAAAGCCCUCGAGUUAGUCAACCAGAUGGCGGGUGACGUCAUCGCGGCCGCCGUCACGGCCGCCAUCCAGGAGAGAAUAGAAGCGGCAGUCGGCUUCACGGCGCUCAGCGGGGAAUUGGAUCGGUCAAGACUCCCAGAAUCCUCCAGGCUGCUGGAGUUGGCCGAGGAGUCGGACAGCGAGGUGGAGGACUUUGAGCUGCUGGACCAGUCGGAGCUGGAGCAACUGGAGGGGGAGCUGGGGCUGGGAGAGGAGAAGGUCCAGGCCAAAGAAGAGGAGAAGACAGAGAGCGACAAGCCAGCCUCUUCUGGAUUCUUCUCCAAACUCCUGAGACGCCACUGAUGGAAGAAAAGGACGGUCGGCAGGGUUAGUGAGGACAUGUGGAGGGGAGAUGGAGGUGGUGUGAUCACAGAAGACUGUUUGGGGUUAUAAGAAAAUUAUGUUUCCAUUUACUUUUUUCUGUAGAGCUAACAUCAACAUUUAAAAAUUGACCAGUUUGUCAAAUAUGGAGCUGAAAAGUGAGAAUCUUCUGAGCUUAAUGCCGAGAUCGGACUGCACAAUAUCAGCCAGAUGAUGACUUCACGCGACAGACGAGGGGACAGAAAUGGGUGUCUUGUUUAAUCCGACAAGUCCUCCAAACCUGCAACCUCAUAUGUCUGUGUUCCUUGAAAUAUGUCCAACAAGGGUGAUUCUAAAAAUAGUGCCCUUACCUCUUGGGUAAGGAGAUCAACAUGUCUUCAUACAUUACUGUGUAGUUUAAACACAGUGUUAAUGUUGUGAAAAAUCUGUGGUUUCAUUAGGUUGAGGCAACAGACUACUUCCCUAAAGUCAGGGAAGAAAAGUACAUGGUGAGGCAAUGGUUAGAAAAGUUAUAAUAAAGUUAUAAUAGUUACAAAGCUGAUGCAAUUACUGAAGUGAAGCAGCUCAAAUAAAAUAUUUGACUUUUGUUUUUGCAUGGAACAUGAACUUUUAACUCAAUCUUUGCUUUCACACUCGUCACUUCUGCAUUGGCAUCCUUCAUGAUUAUUAAGGCCACUAGAGGGCGCCGCUGACUACAAACAUAAAUAUAGCUUGUAAUAAUCUGCCGUACAAACAACACGACGUGGUUGUCGCCGAUUUUGAUGACACCUAGUUGGUGUGAGCAGCAGAAGGUAUUACUAAAACAUUUCAACAUGGAGUGCUUUUGCCCAAGCAACCUGCAUAUUUAUUUAUUUAAUUAUCUAUUUAUUUAUGAACAUAUAUUUGUAGUGCGCCCCCUACAUAUUUAUCACAGGUCCGUUCUCUUCCUAUUUGCUGACAUUUUUAAUUAAAAAAUGUCCUUUUUUUCGGAUUCUGUGACCGUCUAAUCCAACACAGUGACCUUUAUGAAAAAAGAAAUAUUGUGUAGUCUGAUCCUGGCGUAAAGAUGUGUUGAUGAUUUGAGGAAUAGGAGUCGUACUGGUCGUUUUAAUCAGUUGCUGUGGUAACAGUGGUCUUUUCAAAAAUAACUUUUGUAAUCUCAUCACAUUUUAUGGUGAAAUCAAUUUAACAUAAACAGCAUAGAAACACUUGUUGAUGUAGAUGGUGACAUACUAUUACUUAGUUAUUAGCAAACAAGGACAGCAUACAUUUACAUUUACCACUAACCUGUGAGGUGGUAAUAUGGAUAACUAUAUAUAUAUAUAUAUAUAUAUACACACACACACACACACAAUGUAGACAGUUCACAAACCUCACUUUGACGCUGAAUCAUCCAACAUUUCCCAGAAUUCCAAAGACAUCAAAUCAGCUGACAAUCACUCGGCAAUCAAAACACCUUUAAGGCUCGAAAUAUUGCUACUGUUUGGAUAGUUGACUGUGAGGAUUACAAAGUAGGAAACCUUUUUAUUAUUAUUAUUAUUAUUAUUAUUAUUAUUAUUAGUAUUAUUAUUAUUAUUUUAUUUUAUAUGUAGGUUUUAUUUUUCAUGAAACAUGUAUGUAGUCGAGAGACUUAUUUUAUAACAACAUGCAGCAGGUCUCAAAAUACUAUGCAUGGAAAUCUCAUUUUGAGACGUUAAUAUAUUUAAACAUUAAAACAUUUUACUUCCAGCCCAAGAAUUUGCACAUGUGCCCCGUUUUUAUCUAAACAAUGACGGUGAAGGAGAAUUAUAGUUGUAAACGGUUUUGGCUUAAGGACUGUAUAAACAUGAGCGGAGCAUCUCUAGAAAUAUCCCCAAUUCAGCCACUGCUAUCUUGUUCUGGUGGAGUGAUUUGGAGCCAGUCUGCGCAGUAGUGACAAAGAUAUCAACUUCCUGCCCAAACACCAGUCUGAUCAAUCAGGAGUCAGUUACAGUUGUCAAUCAUGACAUCACAACCCGGUUUUAUAGAAUCAAAUAACAAAUUAAAACCAAACACAUAAAAAAAAAAAAAAACUCCUGAACAAAUAUCACGGUGAUAGGAACGGCCUAGAAUGACAAAAAACAUCUUUGGGGAACAUUUAUUUGUUCUCUACUUUGUGUUUUUAGUUUGACUAUAUAUAUUUAUAACCUGUACUGCAGCCAGGGGGCAAAUGUUUUGGUCUCAUUUUUUGGGAAGCUGUCAGGUUGUCCCUCUUUCAAGUCAAGUCUCGGCCCAUGUGAACCCAUAAAGAAAUCAGAUCCUCAAGUUGUACCCAAAUUAAGCUCAAAAUGAAAUUUGAAUGUGCUGAAAGUAAAAUGUUAUGCGAUGGCGUACCCCCAAAUGCACCUUAAUUAUUAUUUAGCAAUGCACCUAAGUAUGGCGGUCUGCUGUGACAAGCAUCAGUUGUGGAUUCACCAAAUGAAGAAAGACUGUUUCCUUCAACAUGCCUUGUACAUUAUAAGACUUUGUUUUUUUUAUAAUAAAGACACAGCAAUGUAUGAUGUAUCUUCUUGAAUUAAUCAUGAAUGCCUUGUAUUAGUAAAGGUGACAAUAGAAAUAUUUGUUCAUCAGUGCCUAAGAG
Molecule: messenger RNA, 3977 nt
Organism: Centropristis striata (black sea bass)
Lineage: Eukaryota; Metazoa; Chordata; Actinopteri; Perciformes; Serranidae
Gene: retreg1
Product: reticulophagy regulator 1
Exons: 9
Coding region: 11-1381 (456 amino acids)
Biological process (GO): reticulophagy; negative regulation of neuron apoptotic process
Cellular component (GO): endoplasmic reticulum membrane
Source: RefSeq, a predicted model, not a curated record